This is a messenger RNA of Cotesia glomerata, 2043 nucleotides long. RefSeq lists its product as uncharacterized. Bases 1 to 2043 code for a protein of 680 amino acids. The record is from RefSeq and is a predicted model, not a curated record. NCBI's taxonomy places the organism in Eukaryota, Metazoa, Arthropoda, Insecta, Hymenoptera, Braconidae. The transcript is spliced from 2 exons.
AUGUAUCGUGCAUUCAUGGCAGAAUACAUUCAACUAGGACACAUGGUACGAGUACCAGUCAACGAAUUGCCCGCAAACGCUUACUUCUUGCCUCACCAUGGGGUAUUGAAGCUUGAUAGUGCCACUACGAAGCUCCGCACAGUGUUCAAUGGUUCCUGUGCAACAUCUACAGGAAUUUCAUUGAACGACAUUCUCCACGCAGGACCCAAAACGCAAAUUGACAUUUUUGAUGUGAUGUUGAGAAUCCGUUGCAGCAGGAUUCUAUUCGCUACUGACAUUACCAAGAUGUUCAGACAGAUUGAGGUCGACUCGCUUGAUUGGCCGCUUCAGUGCAUUCUCUGGAUAGAUGAGAAUGACUCAAUAGACGCUUACUGUCUCAAGACAGUCACAUACGGAACCGCUAGUGCACCUUUUGACGCUGUACGUGUGCUUAUCCAACUAGUAAAGGAUGAAGGACACCGCUUUCCGCUAGCUGUUGCUCCAAUGUUGAAAACACGCUACGUAGAUGACAUCUACGGUGGAGCAGACAACGAAGAAGACGCUAUCAAGGCUGCAGUACAAACAAAAGCUCUGUGUGCAGCAGGCUGCUUCCCGCUUGCCAAAUGGGCUAGCAAUAGCCCACGGUUACUCGCUGAAGUCGCUCCAGAAAAGCAGCUGGAUACACCGCUUAAAGAAAUCAGUGAUGCACCAGUAAAAGUCCUGGGCAUGUACUGGAAUUCACGCACUGACGCUCUCCAGUUCAAGUACACGCUACCGCCAGAUACGCCUAAGACAAAGAGAGCUAUUUUGUCUGAAAUCGCUAAACUGUAUGACCCACUAGGACUUCUCGCACCAAUAGUCGUCAAAGCCAAGAUCUUUAUGCAAGAUCUGUGGCUAGAUAGAGUGUCAUGGGAUGAACAAUUGUCACCAUCACUCAUUCACAAAUGGACUGGAUACCGCGAGGAUCUUCGAAACAUCGAAUCCAUCCGCAUUCCACGCUGGAAUAAUAUAGCACCUGGAGCAACUAUGGAAUUGCACGGGUUCUCAGACGCUUCGCAAAACGCUAUGGCUGCCGCUGUUUAUUUGAAAGUCACUGACGCUGAUGGGAACACAAAGGUCUCACUUCUGUUUCAGUCGCUUGAAAAUGUCAGGAUCAAUCUCUGGACUGACUCCGCCGUGACUCUCGCAUGGAUUAAAAGUCCAGCAAUCCGCUGGAAGACAUUCGUCCGCAAUAGAGUGGGAAAAAUCCAAGAAACGCUUCGAGAUGUCUCCUGGAAAUUUAUUCCAGGAAAACAAAACCCCGCUGACUGCGCUUCAAGAGGUAUACCUACGCUAAAACUGAAACAACACGCUCUCUGGUGGCAUGGACCAACUUGGCUUCAUGAACCAGAAUCCUCUUGGCCCACUCUGGAGCCUCCAACCGACAACGCAACGCAUCGAGAAGAACGCCAAGGUCUGACACUAGUAACUUGGAAAGCAGAAAAUUGCCUGCUCCAACAAUUACUGUCGCAUUACACGCAGCUGUUUCCACUGCUACGGAAGCUUAGCAUCUGGCAUCGUGCCAUCGACCGCUUUAAAAGAGUUCCACAAUCUUCGCUGGCCUACCCGCUUACUCCAUCAGACCUGGAGCACGCUAAAUUGACCUUGAUUAAGUUCACUCAAGGACAAUACUUCGCUAGAGAGAUUCACACGCUACAAGAUGGUGAUGGUCUGCCUAAAAAUAACAGCAUCACUAAGCUGACUCCGUUCAUCGACCAUCAGGGGGUCUUGAGAGUCGGUGGCCGCUUGAAAAACGCAUUGCUGGACCCAGAAGAGAGGCAUCCAGCGAUUCUACCGCGACAAUCACCGCUUACAUCAAUUUUGAUUGAUGUUUCGCACCGCAAAACGCUUCACGGAGGUACUCAGCUUACGCUCCCUGACUUACGCAAGAGUGUCUGGAUCAUUGGAGGCCGUGUUCCAGUCAGAUCAUUUAUUUUACGCUGCGUUAUCUGCACGAGACACAGUGGAGAACGCGCUCAACAGUUGAUGGGUCAACUACCCACCGCACGAGUACAGCCAACUUGA